Salvelinus fontinalis (brook trout) is the source of this 13799-nucleotide messenger RNA. It is a transcript of the gene dnah1, whose product is annotated as dynein, axonemal, heavy chain 1. Gene Ontology annotation, molecular function: ATP binding; dynein intermediate chain binding; minus-end-directed microtubule motor activity. Gene Ontology annotation, biological process: microtubule-based movement. Bases 102 to 12728 code for a protein of 4208 amino acids. NCBI's taxonomy places the organism in Eukaryota, Metazoa, Chordata, Actinopteri, Salmoniformes, Salmonidae. The record is from RefSeq and is a predicted model, not a curated record. Gene Ontology annotation, cellular component: dynein complex. The transcript is spliced from 77 exons.
CCUGACAACCGUUGCCGCGUCCUCAACUAGGCGCACUUGGAUACCGAGAUUUCAGCAAAGAGUGAAGGAAGUUGAAGACACCUACAGAUGUGUGUCUGAAGAUGGAAGCAAAGCAUGUUCCCCAAAACCAUCCCCAUGGGGUUGGUGUAUUUGUGCCACACACCCCUAGCAAACCUGCAGAACACAAGUUACCCCCACUGCAAAGUCACAGGAGCAAACUCCUCCCUGUCAGAAAGUACCCUGUGAUUGAACAGAAAGGGUACUACUCCGAGCUCAUCACUACAGCAGCAAAACCCCACCUACAGUCCUGUACAGAUGGGCCAGAAACCCAACAGAGCUUACUGUGUCAAGCGGGCUAUGAGUCCAAUACUCCUAAAGUAACCACAUUCCGGACUCCGUCUGACCUGCACAGUCUGGUUGAGAGGGACAAGCAUGGACCCACCACCCAGCACCAGCAGCACACGGACUUCUCCACUGGAGGUUACACAGCCAAAGUCCAGCUGCCCUACCACAGCCUGCCUGGACAGCACCCCCGCAAGAUUGAGAUAGAGAGGCGCAGACGGGAGUACCUGAAGCUGGAUAUUGCACAGCUCCUGACAGAGCAAGGCAUAGACUCCAACCUCCUGAUGCCUCGACACCAUAGCAUUGAAGAACAUGUGACCACACCAGAGAAUCCACCCCCACCUGUCUCAAACUACCUACCUCUGGAGGUGUUUGACAAUGAGGAGUUUGACUGUCGCACUCCUCAAGACUGGCUUGCCCUUGGCUAUGAAAACGGAUCAACUGAUCACAAACCCAUACCUGCCAAAGCUCUGCUGCCCACCACUGACAAGAUACCACCAGAGGACCCCAAAAGCCCCAACCUGGAGUACAGCUGGCAGUUUGUUGGGGUUCUUGACUACAACCAGGAGAAAGGGCUUUAUCUGGUCCAGAAGGCCGACAAGAAUGGCAGAGUGAGGGAUGCCAAUGGAAAACCAGUCCUAACCGAAGGACAGAGAACAAUAGGUGUGUUUCUGCUGUCAGCCACUCAGUACUGGAUUUCCAGGAUCAGGCUGCUGUUCAGUGCAGAGGACCCUCGUCUGUUUUCCCAGCGGGUGCAGUUUGCCCAGCGCUGCAGAGAGAACACAGAGGCCCUGCUGCUCUACCACCUGUCUGUAGACUGUAUGCCAGUGUGGAGUGGCACCUCGUCUCUCAAUGCACAAAGUCUUGCCCGUGUCAAAGAGCAUGCCCUCUCUACACCUGGCCUUCGACUCAAACUGCUGCAGGAGUGUAUUGUACGUCUGGAGAAGGAGAUCAAUCUGGAGUAUGACCGCACCAUGAACCGGAUCAGCUUUGAUAGGGUAGUGCUCACCAACCCUGAGAAUUUCUCCCACAUCACCCUGCCCCAGAGAGAGCCAGAACGUGUGCCCCAGAAUGGCUUUGUGUCUGUCCCUACAUACCCCUUUGAGAAGAACCGUGCUGCGUUUGCCUUCAACUCCCUGCUCACCAAGCCGGAGGUGAUCUCUGCCUUGUCCAAAGUGCGGGGCGAGUGCAACAGGGUGGCUGCUAUGAGUCUGUUCCAUGUCACCUUCACCAAGUCGUUGCGUCUAGAGGAGUUUGAGCUCACCCAGUCUCAGACACAUGCACAGGUGCAGCUGUUCCUGCGGGACUCAUGGGUGACCACCCUGUGUAAGGGCAUCCACACCAGCCUGAGAGACGUGGGCCCUGGCUGGUUUAGUCUGACGGAGUCCCGGUGGGAGGUGUACAGGAUGUCCAAGCUGUGCAGCCUCAUGGCCCUGGUGCGCUACAGCCUGCAGGACUCACUGCGCUUCCUGGUGCAGGACUCCCUGGUCAGCCUGGCUCAGCUGCUGCUGGAUGCCUGCCACAGUGUUCUCCACUGCCCACAGGACCUGACCUGGGGCUCCAACCUCAUCAACAGCCCCUACAAGCCGAAGAAGAACCCGCUGUUCUUGGUAGAUCUGGUUCUGGAUGUGACUGGGGUCCACUACAGCACUCCUCUGGAGAAUUUUGAGACUUCCAUCAUUACCCUGUUUGAUAAGGGGAUCCUUUCCACCCACAAUGUACCUCAGCUGGAUAAGUUUGUGAUGCAGAAGAUGUUCAUCAGUGGCACUCCUCUGUUGGAGUCAGUGGGUCUGUGGGAGCCUGCGGUGGCAGAGCUGAGGGAGAGGGUCCGUGCCGCUCUGCGACAGGCUGCCAUCCCACUCCGGGCCUACGCCCGCGAGUAUGAGAGAUACCUAGAGCUGCACAACUCAGACAUAGAGACCUUCCUUAAGGCCCACAGCCAGGAGGAGCAGACUCCCCAGGAGGUGAAGAGGGAGGUGGUACAGCACCUAAAGGAGAAGGAGCGUCUAGACCACUCCUUCCCAUCCUCCAUCGUCAUCGGCCCCUUCACCGUCAGCGUGGAGAGUGUCCGCCAGAGCCUGUCCAAGAAACGCAGAGCCCUGGCUAACGCCGUGCUCGACCGGCUUGCCCUCAAACUCCGCAAGCAAGUGGAGGAUGCAUGUGAAGAGUGUAAGGCUGUCAGCAGGAAGCUGCAUGAGAAGCCGAACAGCAUUGAGGAGCUGACCGACCAACGUGAAUGGAUGAAGCAGAUCUCAGAUCAGCUCAAGGCCCAUGAGGAGCUCCUAUUCAAAGCCAUGUCAGACUACGAGUUGAUCGAUGAGUUCUUCUACACCCUGUCAAAUGAGGACUUCAAUGGAAAGUGGACAGCCAUUGGGUGGCCACAUAAGAUUGUGACCCAGAUGGAGACGGUGUCGUCCCAGCAUGUUGAGGAUGAAGAACGCUUCAACAAGAUCCAGCAGGCUGACCAGAACAACUUCCAGGAGCGCCUGGACUCUCUACAGAUGGUGGUGGCUGGCUUUUCUGGGUACACGGACAUCAGCCGAGCCCACGAGGUGGCCAACGAGGUACGACGCGUGGGCAAGCAGCUAAAGGAGUCCCAGACCAUGGCCCAGACAUACAACAACCGGGACCGCCUGUUUGGCAUCCCUGUCACCAACUACGACCGUCUGCAGAAGCUGAUCAGGGACUUCCAGCCAUUCAGAGACCUGUGGACCACCACGUCAGACUGGCUGCGGUGGCACGAGAGCUGGCACAAUGACCCCCUUUCCAUUAUUGACCCCGAGCAGCUGGAGCGCAACGUCACAGACGCCUUCAAGACCAUGCACAAGUGUGUCAAAAUGUUCAAGGACAUCCCCGCGUGUCAGGAGGUGGCUUCUGACAUCCGGGGGAAGAUAGAUGACUUCCGUCCCUACAUCCCUCUGAUCCAGGGCCUGAGGAAUCCUGGGAUGAGGGGCAGACACUGGCAGCUGCUGUCAGACCGCAUCCACAUGAAUGUCAAGCCCAAGGCCAACCUCACUUUCUCCCGUUGCCUGGAGCUAGGCCUGCAGGACCAUGUGGAUGAGAUAGCACGGGUGGCCGAGGUGGCAGGGAAGGAGUACGCCAUCGAACAGGCUCUGGAUAAGAUGGAGCAUGAGUGGUCGACGGUGGCCUUCGAGGUGUUGCCCUACAAGGAGACGGGCACGUACAUCCUGAAGAGCCCAGACGAGGCGUCACAGCUGCUGGAUGACCACAUAGUCAUGACCCAGAGCAUGUCUUUCUCCCCCUACAAGAAACCAUUUGAGGAACGCAUCAGCACGUGGGAGAGCAAGCUCAGGAUGACUCAGGAUGUGCUGGAAGAGUGGCUGACCUGCCAGCGCUCCUGGCUUUACCUGGAGCCUAUCUUCAGCUCUGACGACAUCAACCGCCAGUUGCCUGUAGAGGGAAAGAGGUACCAGACCAUGGAGCGCACCUGGAGGAAAGUGAUGAAGAGCGCCUACGACAACAAACAGGUGAUUGACCUGUGCCCGGACCCCCGUCUGUUGGACAGUCUGAGGGAUUGUAAUAAGCUGUUGGAGCUGGUGCAGAAGGGUCUGAGCGACUACCUAGAGACCAAGCGUGGCUCCUUCCCCAGGUUCUAUUUCCUGUCUGACGACGAGCUCCUGGAGAUUCUCUCCCAGACCAAGGAUCCCACAGCAGUACAGCCUCAUCUGCGCAAAUGCUUCGAGAACAUUGCACGGCUUAAGUUCCAGUCAGACCUGCAGAUCACUCAUAUGUACUCUGGGGAGGGGGAGGAGGUCAAGCUCUGCCUGCCAGUGUGGCCCUCUGGGAAUGUGGAGGACUGGCUGAGGGAGGUGGAGAAGUCUAUGAAGGCCUGUCUGAGGGACAACAUUGAACGCUCGCUGAAGGUCUACCCACAGCAACCGCGUACAGAGUGGGUGUUAUCAUGGCCUGGGCAGGUGGUGAUCGCUGGCUGCCAGACCUUCUGGACCACUGAGGUGUCAAAUGCACUGGAGCAGGGAGACCUGACUGACCGACUCUAUCCCCAGCUACAAACACAGCUGGGAGACCUGGUGCAGCUGGUGAGGGGCCGCCUGUCUAAGAUGCAGAGAGCCGUUCUGUCUGCCCUCAUCGUCAUAGAGGUCCAUGCCAAGGACGUGGCAGCCAAGCUGGUAGAGGAGGGCGUCUCCAGCAUCAAUGACUUUGAGUGGAUCAGCCAGCUCAGGUAUUACUGGGCUCGAAAUGACCUGUAUAUCCGAGCGGUGAACGCAGAGUUCCUCUAUGGGUAUGAGUACCUGGGCAACUCAGGACGCCUGGUCAUCACCCCACUCACAGACCGGUGCUACCUGACCCUGACAGGGGCACUGCACCUGAAGUUUGGAGGGGCCCCUGCGGGUCCAGCAGGAACAGGAAAGACAGAGACCACUAAAGACUUGGGGAAAGCCCUGGCUAUCCAGACUGUAGUCUUCAACUGCUCGGAUCAGCUGGACUUCAUCGCCAUGGGCAAGUUCCUCAAGGGACUGGCCAGUUCUGGAGCCUGGGCAUGUUUUGAUGAGUUUAACCGCAUUGAUGUGGAGGUGCUGUCAGUGGUGGCCCAACAAAUCGCCACCAUCAAUAAGGCCCAGCAUCAGAGGGCGGAGCGAUUUGUGUUUGAGGGGCAAGAGAUCCCUCUUGUUGCCUCUUGUGCUGUUUUCAUCACCAUGAACCCUGGUUACGCCGGCCGCACUGAACUACCAGAUAACCUAAAGGCUCUGUUCCGUCCUGUUGCUAUGAUGGUCCCUGAUUAUGCGAUGAUCGCUGAGAUCUCUCUCUACUCCUUUGGCUUCAGCGAUGCUAAAGUCCUCUCCAAGAAGAUCACCACCACCUUCAAACUGUCCUCCGAGCAGCUCAGCUCCCAGGAUCACUAUGACUUUGGUAUGAGAGCUGUGAAGACCGUGAUCUCUGCUGCUGGAAACUUGAAGAGGGAGAAUCAAGAUAUGAAUGAGGAACUGAUCUGUCUACGGGCCAUACGAGACGUCAACGUCCCCAAGUUCCUCCAAGAUGACCUCAAGCUUUUCAACGGCAUUGUGUCCGAUCUCUUCCCCAAGAUACGGGAGGAGCCCAUCGACUAUGGCACCCUGGAGAAAUCCAUUCGCAACGUCUGUGCCAAGAAGAACCUCAAGGAUGUGGAUGGAUACAUCACCAAGUGUAUUCAGCUGUAUGAGACUACUGUUGUGAGGCACGGACUGAUGUUGGUGGGACCGUCCGGCUCCGGAAAAACCAAGUGUUAUGAGAUCCUAGGGACAGCGAUGACGGCUCUGCAGGGCCAGGUCUCUGUGAGUGGUGGUGUUUAUGAGGCUGUACAGACCUAUGUCCUCAACCCCAAGUCCAUUACCAUGGGACAGCUCUACGGGGAGUUUGACCUGUUGACACAUGAAUGGUCGGAUGGUAUCCUGUCCUCUCUGAUCCGUGGGGGGUCGUCCUCCAUGGACGAGGAGAAGAAGUGGUACAUGUUUGACGGGCCAGUGGAUGCUGUGUGGAUCGAGAACAUGAACACUGUGCUGGAUGACAAUAAAAAACUCUGCCUGAGCUCUGGAGAGAUCAUCAAACUCACAGACGUGCAGACGAUGAUGUUUGAGGUGCAGGACCUGGCGGUGGCGUCCCCGGCCACAGUGUCUCGUUGUGGGAUGGUGUACCUGGAGCCUAGCAUCCUGGGCCUCACGCCCUUCACUGAGUGCUGGCUGAGGACGGUCCCCGAACCCCUGAGGCCCUACACAGACCAGCUCAAUUCUCUCUUCAUCAUGUUUCUCCAGGAUUCCAUCACGUUUGUAAGGAAGUCUGUGAAAGAGGUAAUCUUCUCCAUGGACAGCAACCUCACAUGCAGUCUGCUCAAACUGCUGGACUGUUUCUUCCAACCCUUCAUCCAUCGAGAGGGGGAGAGGCCUCUUCUGCAGGAGAAGCUUGACCGGUUGAAGGAGCUGAUUGAGCCCUGGUUCAUCUUCUCUCUGGUGUGGAGUGUGGGAGCCACAGGGGACGCCCCCAGCUGCCAGCACUUCAGUGCUUGGCUCAGGGCCAAGAUGGCAGAGGAGAAGGUUGAGUUGUGUUUUCCAGAGGAAGGCCUGGUGUAUGACUACCAGCUUGAAGAUGCAGGAAUCAGCAACAUGGGAGACGAAGAGGAGGAGGACAGAGGGAGGAAGGUGCACUGGGUCAGUUGGAUGAAAUCUGCCCAGAAUGUGGUCAUCACGCCAGAGACCAGCUACUCUGACAUCAUCGUACCCACACCAGACACAGUCCGCAUUUCCUUCCUGAUGGAUAUGCUGCUGUCUAACAAGAAGCCUGUGCUGUGCAUUGGACCGACCGGCACAGGAAAGACCCUGACCAUGUCUGACAAGUUGCUGAAGAACAUGCCUGCUGAGUACAUUACACACUUCCUUAUGUUCUCUGCUCGCACCUCAGCCAACCAGACACAGGAUUAUAUUGACAGUAAACUGGACAAGAGGCGUAAGGGUGUGUUUGGGCCUCCCCUGGGGAAGUAUUUUAUCUUCUUCAUUGAUGACCUGAACAUGCCCAUUCUGGAGACCUACGGGGCCCAGCCCCCCAUUGAGCUUCUCCGCCAGUGGAUGGACCAUGGAGGCUGGUAUGACAGGAAGCAGAUAGGCACUUUUAAACACCUGGUAGACAUCAACUUUGCUUGCGCUAUGGGACCCCCAGGAGGGGGCAGGAACCCCAUCACCCAGCGUUUCACACGCCACUUUAACUUCCUCUCCUUCACUGAGAUGGAGGACGCCAGCAAGAAGAAGAUCUUCUCUACUAUCCUGGGCAACUGGAUGGGACCUGUUCCAGAGAUUCAGCCUCUGAACGGGCCUCUGGUGGAUGCCACUAUCCGCGUCUACGCCACCAUCACGUCCCAGCUCCUUCCCACACCAGCCAAAUCCCACUACACAUUCAACCUUAGGGACCUCUCCAAGGUCUUCCAGGGCAUCCUGAUGGCAGAGGCUACCAAGAUAGAGGACAAGAUGCUCUUGCUGCAGUUGUGGUACCAUGAAAGCUGCCGGGUGUUCCAGGACCGGCUGGUGAGUGCUGAGGACCGGGACUGGUUUGAUAAACUCCUACAGGCCCGCAUUGAGGAGUUUGGCUGCAGCUUUGAGGAUGCUGUGCCCUGCCAGCCGGUCCUGUUUGGAGACUUCAUGAUCCCCGGAGCUGACAACAAAGCCUACCAGCUCAUUGAGGACAGGGAGAAGCUGGCCAGAGUCAUGGAGGAGUACAUGGACGACUACAACCAGAUCAGCACCACCAAGAUGAAGCUGGUGCUCUUCAUGGAUGCCAUCCAGCAUGUGUGCCGCAUCAGCCGCAUCCUGCGCCAGCCCCUGGGAAACGCCCUGCUCCUGGGGGUCGGGGGCAGCGGGCGCCAGUCACUCACCAAGCUGGCCACGCACAUGUCAGACUAUGAGUGUUUCCAGAUUGAGCUCGCUAAGAACUACGGCCACACAGAGUGGAGGGAAGACCUCAAGAGCAUUAUGCUGAAGGCUGGCCUGCAGAAUGUACAGAUCACCUUUCUGUUUGUAGACACACAGAUCAAGAGCGAGUCGUUCUUGGAGGAUGUGAAUAACAUCCUGAACUCUGGUGACGUGCCCAACCUCUAUGCGGUGGACGAGCAGGAGCGCAUCCUGACUGCCAUGAAGCCUGUGGUGCAGGACCUAGGCCAGCAGCCCACCAAAGCCAACCUCAUGACUGCCUACAUAAAAAGAGUCCGCAGUAACAUCCACACCGUGCUCUGCAUGAGUCCUAUAGGGGAGGUGUUCCGUGCGCGGCUCAGACAGUUCCCGUCUCUGGUGACCUGCUGCACUAUAGACUGGUUCAGUGCCUGGCCAGAGGAGGCCCUCCAGUCUGUGGCUGCCUCCUUCCUCUACGAGCUGCCAGAGCUGGAAGCCAGCCCCACCGCAAUGAAAGGCCUGAUUAUGAUGUGUGUGGAGAUCCACCAGAUGGUAGCCAGGAAAUGUGCACAGUACCUGGCUGAGCUGUCCAGAUAUAACUAUGUCACGCCCAAGAGCUAUCUGGAGCUACUCGCAAUCUUCUCCUCUCUCAUCGGCCGCAAGAAACAGGAGCUGCACAGUGCCCGGCAGCGCAUGAAGACUGGCCUGGACAAGCUAUUGAGGACAGCAGAGGAUGUGAGUAAGAUGCAGGAGGAGCUGGAGAUGAUGAGGCCUCUGCUGGAGGAAGCUGCCAAGGACACAGUAUUCACCAUGGAGAAGAUCAAGGUAGACACUGUGGUUGCAGAGGAGACCCGUACGGCGGUGCAGGCAGAGGAAGCCAAAGCCUCACAGAAAGCAUGUGUGGCCGGGGCCAUCGCUGAAGACGCCCAGAAAGACCUGGAUGAAGCGCUGCCAGCUCUAGAUGCCGCCCUCACCAGCCUCAAGUCUCUCAACAAGAACGACGUUGUUGAGGUGAGGGCCAUGCAGCGCCCGCCCCAUGGGGUGAAACUGGUGAUAGAAGCUGUUUGCAUCAUGAGGUCCAUCAAGCCUAAGAAGGUGGCCGGAGAGAAGCCAGGCACCAAGGUGGACGACUACUGGGAGCCUGGCAAGAGCCUUCUGCAGGACCCCGGGAAGUUCCUAGAGGGCCUCUUCAAAUUUGACAAAGAAAAUAUCCCAGACUCUGUGAUCAAAUUAGUGCAACCCUACAUUGAUAAUGAAGAGUUCCAGCCAGCCAACAUUGCCAAGGUGUCCAAGGCCUGCACCUCCAUCUGCCAAUGGGUGCGAGCCAUGCACGUGUACCACUUUGUGGCCAAGGGUGUGGAGCCUAAAAGGAAAGCUCUGCAGGAGGCCCAGGAGGACCUGGCUGUGACCCAGCUCAUCCUGGACGAUGCCAAUGAGAAGCUGGCACAGGUGGAAGAGGGCAUCGCAACGCUGCAGGCCAAGUACCACGACUGUCUGGCCAAGAGGGACGAGCUGGACAACAAGUGCCAGCUGUGUGAGAACCGCCUGGUCCGCGCAGACAAGCUGAUUGGAGGGCUAGCGGAUGAGAAGGUGCGUUGGAAGGAGACCGUGCAGCACCUGGAGUACAUGGUUAAUAACGUGUCAGGAGACGUGCUGCUAGCAGCAGGAUAUGUGGCCUACCUGGGACCCUUUACUGGAGAGUACCGGGCCUCCAUGGCAGAUGAGUGGCUGCGUGGCUUUAAAGAGCAGGAGGUGCCCCACACAGACGAGCCCAACCUCAUCAGCACUCUAGGGGACAAGGUCAAGAUCCGCUCCUGGCAGAUCACAGGGCUGCCUAAGGAUAACCUGUCGGUGGAAAAUGGUGUGAUAACACAGUACUCUCAGCGCUGGGCUCUUUUCAUCGACCCACAGGGACAGGCCAACAAGUGGGUCAAAAACAUGGAGCGUGACAAUGGAUUGGACGUGAUGAAGCUGAGUGACCGGGACUUCCUGCGUAGUCUGGAAAAUGCCAUUCGCUUCGGGAAGCCUUGCUUACUGGAGAACGUCGGAGAGGAACUAGACCCUGCUCUAGAACCCGUCCUACUGCGACAGACGUUCAAGCAGCAGGGCAGCACAGUUCUGAAGCUUGGAGACGCUGUCAUUCCCUACCACGAUGACUUCAAAAUGUACAUCACCACCAAGCUACCCAACCCACACUACUCCCCUGAGAUCUCCACUAAGGUUACCCUCAUCAACUUCACCCUGUCCCCCAGUGGUCUGGAGGACCAGCUGCUGGGUCGGGUGGUGGCUGAGGAGAGGCCUGACCUGGAGGAGGCUAAGAACCAGCUGAUAGUGAGUAACGCUCGUAUGAAGCAGGAGCUGAAGGAGAUAGAAGACCAGAUCCUGUUCCGCCUCAGCUCCUCAGAGGGAAACCCUGUGGACGAUGAGGAACUCAUACGGGUGCUGGGAGCCUCCAAGAUCAAGGCCGGAGAGAUCCAGGCCAAAGUGAUGGUGGCUGAGGAGACAGAGCGGGACAUUGAUGCCACUCGUCUGGAGUAUGUCCCUGUGGCUGUGCGUACUCAGAUCCUCUUCUUCUGCGUAUCGGACCUUUCCAACGUGGACCCCAUGUACCAGUACUCCCUGGAGUGGUUUUUGGGCAUCUUCAUGUCGGGGAUUGCCAACUCCGAGAGGGCAGACACGGUGGAGCAGAGGAUCAUCAACAUCAAUGAGUUCUUCACCUUCAGCCUCCACAGCAACGUGUGCCGCUCUCUGUUUGAGAAGCACAAGCUCAUGUUUGCCUUCCUGCUGUGCGCUCGCAUCAUGAUGAAUGAGAACAAGAUCGAUAUGUCUGAGUGGCGGUACCUGCUGGCGGGGGGCAUGCCCCAGCAGCAGCUGUCCAACCCUGCAGUGAGGUGGUUGUCUGAGCGUGCCUGGCAGGACAUCUUGGGCCUCAGCGCUUUGCCCACCUUCAACAGUCUGGCAGACAGCUUCCCCAAACACAUGAAGGCCUUCAAGAGGAUAUUUGACAGCAGCGAGCCAAACAGGGAGCCGGUCCCAGGGGAAUGGAAUACCCAACUGGACUCUUUCCAGAAGCUGUUGAUAUUGCGCUGCCUGAGAGCUGACCGCAUGACUCACGGCCUGCAGGACUUUGUUGCUGCUCAGCUGGGCCAGCGCUUUAUAGAGCCACAGGCAUCAGAUCUGUCUGUUGUAUUUAAGGAGUCGUCCCCCUCCACGCCGCUCAUCUUCGUCCUAUCUCCCGGAACCGACCCUGCCGCUGACCUCUACAAGUUUGCUGACGUCAUGAAGUUCUCCAAGAAGAUGAGUGCCAUCUCCCUGGGCCAGGGGCAGGGUCCCUGGGCUGAGGCCAUGAUGCACAGUGCCAUGGAGAGGGGCAAGUGGGUCUUCUUCCAGAAUUGUCACCUGGCACCCAGCUGGAUGCCCUCCAUGGAGAGACUCAUUGAGAACAUUGACACAGAUAAGGUACACCGGGAUUUCCGUCUGUGGCUCACCAGCCUGCCCAGCAACAAGUUCCCCGUGUCUAUUCUGCAGAAUGGCUCUAAGAUGACCAUCGAGCCUCCCAGAGGCAUCAAGGCCAACCUGUUGAAGACCUACCUAAGCCUGAAUGAUGACUUCAUCACUACCUGCACCAGGGCUGCAGAGCUUAAGUCCCUUCUCCUAUCUCUGUGUCUGUUCCACGGUAAUGCCAUUGAGCGCAGAAAGUUCGGUCCACUGGGGUUCAACAUCCCAUAUGAGUUCACUGAUGGUGACCUGCGCAUCUGUAUCAGCCAGCUCAAGAUGUUCCUGGACGAGUACCAGGACAUCCCCUACAAGGUUCUGAAGUACACUGCGGGGGAGAUCAACUAUGGUGGUCGUGUGACCGAUGACUGGGACCGCCGCUGCAUCCUCAACGUGUUGGAGGACUUCUACUGUCCUGCUGUGCUCGGUGCCGACUACGCCUACUCCGCCUCCGGAGUCUACAGGCAGAUCGACACUGAGCUCGACAUCAAGGGCUACCUGGCGUACAUCCGUGGCCUGCCCAUCAACGACACACCUGAGAUCUUUGGUCUCCAUGACAAUGCUAACAUCAGCUUUGCCCAGAACGAGGCAUUUGCCCUGCUGGCAGCCGUGGUGCAGCUCCAGCCUAAAGCAGCAGCCAGCGGGGGCAAGGCCAGAGAAGAGAUCGUAGAGGAGAUAGUGGCAGGCAUUGUUGAGAAGGUUCCCCAGCCUAUCAGUGUACAGGAGGUGAUGACUAAGUACCCAGUCCAGUAUGAGGAGUCCAUGAACACAGUCCUGAUCCAGGAGGUCAUCAGGUAUAACCGGUUGUUAGUGGUCAUAUCCCAGAGCCUCAGUGAUAUUGUGAAGGCUCUGAAGGGCUUAGUGGUGAUGUCAUCAGAACUGGAGCUUAUGGCCAACAGCCUAUUCAUCAACAAAGUCCCUGACAUGUGGCAGGCCAAGGCCUACCCCUCUUUGAAACCCCUGGCCUCCUGGGUGUCUGACCUGCUCCAGAGGAUCAAGUUCUUACAUGGCUGGAUCUCUGACGGUGUCCCACCUGUCUUCUGGAUCAGUGGCUUCUUCUUCCCCCAGGCCUUCCUCACAGGAACACUGCAGAACUUUGCCCGCCGCUCCGUGGUCUCCAUAGAUACCAUUGGCUUUGACUUCAGGGUGAUGAGGGAGUCUGCCUCUGCGCUGAAGGAGAGGCCUGAGAUGGGUUGCUACAUCCACGGCUUGUUCCUGGAGGGGGCGCGCUGGGACGCCAAGGUAGGCCGGCUCACUGAAUCCCGGCCCAAAGAGCUCUACACUGAGAUGGCUGUCAUCUGGAUGGUUCCUGAGCCCAACCGCAAACCACCCACUUCAGGAGUUUACAUCUGUCCCAUCUACAAGACCCUCACACGCGCCGGAACUCUGUCUACGACGGGUCACUCUACUAACUACGUGAUCGCUGUGGAGCUGCCCACACACACCACCCAGAGAUACUGGAUCAAACAGGGAGUGGCCCUCAUCUGUGCACUGGACUACUAAACACAAUCAACACACACACAGUUUCCCUUUCGCUUACUACAUACACAACAAAAACAUCAAAAUUAAACAAACUGGACUUUCCUGGCAGGAUGCACAUUUUAACUGAGGGGGAAUGUUUGUAUGUUUCUACAGUGCCUUCAGAAAGUAUUCAUACCCCUUGACUUAUUCCACAUUUUGUUGUGUUACUGCCUGAAUUCAAAAUUGAUUAAAUUUACAUUUUGUCUCACCCAUCUACACACAAUACCCCAUAACGACAAAGUGAAAACAUGUUUUUAGACAUUUUUGAAAAUGUAAUGAAAAUGAAAUACAGAUAUCUCAGUUACAUAAGUAUUCACACCCCUGAGUCAAUACUUUGUAGAAGCAUUUUGGCAGCGAUUACAGCUAUGAGUCUUUCUGGGUAAGUCUCUUAAGAGCCUUUCACACCGGGAUAGUGCAACAUUUGCCCAUGAUUUUUUUCAACGUUCUUUAAGCUCUGUCAAAUUGUUGUUGAUCAUUGCUAAACAACCAUUUUCAGGUCUUUUCAUAGAUUUUGAAGUAGAUUUAAAUCAAAACUGUAAGUCAGCCACUCAGGAACAUUCACUGUCUUCUUAGUAAGCAACUCCAGUGUAGAUUUGUCCUUGUGUUUUCGGUUAUUGAUCUGCUGAAUGGUGAAUUCAUCUCCCAUUGUCUGGUGGAAAGCAGACUGAGGCUGGUUUUCCUCUAGGAUUUUGCCUGUGCUUAGUCAUUCCAUUUCUUUUUUAUCCUGUAAAACUCCCCAGUCCUUAAUGAUUACAAGCAUACCCUUAACAUGAUGCAGCUACUAUUAUGCUUGAAAAUAUGGAGAGUGUUACUCAAUAAUGUGUUGUAUUGGAUUUGCCUCAAAGUUAAUUGCUUUGACACAUUUUUUUGCAUUAUUACUUUAAUGCCUUGUUGCAAACAGGAUGCAUGUUUUGGAAUAUUUUUAUUCUGUACAGGCUUUCUUCUUUGCACUCUUUCAAUUAGGUUAGUAUUGUGGAGGACCUACAAUGUUGUUGAUCCAUCCUCAGUUUUCUCCUUUCACAGCCAUUAAACUCUGUAACUGUUUUAAAGUCA